AUGACAGGGGAGCUGAUGUCAGUAGUCCAGGGGACUCAGGAAUCUAUGAGGGAAUACAUAUCCAGAUUUAAUAUGGAGGCGUCGAAUAUACCCAAGUUACAGCAAGAGGUAGCAGUCCUGGCUAUGAUGACUGGUCUGCGGGAUGGAGAAUUCAAGAGCUAUCUGGGCAGAAAAUCAUUCACAACCCUGGCAGAGGUGCUGGGAAAGGCAAAUGAAUUUAUAAAAAGUGAAGAGAUUGGUAGAGCAACCUCACGACGAUAUGUGGCAAGUGACAACAAUUACGGCAGUCAGAGCAAGAAAGAGCCAUACAAAAAAGAAUACCCAGACAGAAGAGAAAAUCAGCAGCCUAGAAAAGAUUGGCACGGGCAGGUCAGAGGAAGAGGUAAUGAGUUUAAAACUGAAAAGCGAGGCAAAUUUAACGAAUACACUCCUUUGGUUGCAUCCAGAACCCAGAUUUUUGCUAUCAGCAAGGAGGACGAGAAAUGGCAGAGACCACCGAAAAUGUAUAACAACUACAGGGACACUAAGAAGUACUGUGAUUUUCACAAGGAUCAUGGUCAUCUCACAGAGGAGUGCACUCACUUGAAAGAUAACAUUGAGGACCUGAUCCGAAGGGGAAAGACAGAGCAAAAACAGAACCACCCAGCAGAUCAGAAGAGGUCGAAUGAUAUACUGGUCAUAACAGGAGGACCAGUUUACGCCGGUAAUACAGCCAGCAGUGCUAAGGCCAGUGUGAGCGAAUUUAAACACCAGGUUAAUUACCAUAACUUAGAAAAAUGGCCUGCCCCUCCAAAAAUCCCACAGUGCACCUUUACGGAAGAUGAUUGUAAGGGCAUAAUUUACCCCCAUGAUGACCCAAUGGUGUUAGCUCUGGAUGUGGCUAACAGAAAAAUCCAUCGAAUCCUGAUAGACGGAGGCAGCUCUGCAAACAUUCUAUUCUGGCCAGCUUUCCAAGAGCUGCAGAUCGAAGAAAAACACAUAAAACCAGUUAACUUCCCAGUAAUUGGCUUCACAGGGGCAACGGUGAUACCAGAAGGAAUAGUCAGCUUACCUGUCCAAAUUGGGCAGGGAAAAGAUAUCAAGGAUGUCAUGGUUGAUUUCAUGAUAGUGAAAGUACCUGCAGCAUACAACGCCAUUCUGGACAGACCAUUUAUCCAUGAUGCAGGGGCAGUGGUGUCUACUUAUCAUCUCACCAUGAUGUACACAACGAAUGAUAACAGAUCAGCUAAGGUCAAGGGAAAUCAAGAACAGGCCAAGAGAUGCUACCACACAGCCCUGAAACAGCCACCCAGACCCCCACCCCUGGCAGAGGCAGACAUUCCCUUGUCCAGAAAGAGAAAGAGAGCAGAGCGUUAA
Molecule: messenger RNA, 1356 nt
Organism: Spinacia oleracea (spinach)
Lineage: Eukaryota; Viridiplantae; Streptophyta; Magnoliopsida; Caryophyllales; Amaranthaceae
Exons: 2
Coding region: 1-1356 (451 amino acids)
Source: RefSeq, a predicted model, not a curated record